AUGCAGUAUGAAAACGAGGCUGCACACUCUCUUGAAGAUGCAAUCCGCGCCUGUGACUUAAUUUCACCUUCCGGGUCUGUGGUCACUUCAGAUCGUAGAAGAAAAGAGAAAAGGGGAUUUGUCGUUAAAAUGUCAACUGUUUUUAUUGCAAUAGACAACGCUCUUUCGCUUCUAUAUUGUUCCCUCUCUUUCUUACUUUCUCAAUCUUUCUUUCUCGUUGUUGUUCUCUUUGCCUCUCUCUUUCCCACUCUUUCUGUUCCUCUCUGUUAUUCUUUGUCUUUCUCACUCUUUCUCUUCAUCUUCCUCUCUGUUCUCUCUGUCUCUUUCUCUCUCUGUUAUUAUCUGUUAUUCUCUCUCUUCCUUUUCCUUUUCCUCUCUGUUCUUCUUUCUCUCUCUUUCUCUUCUUCACGGUACUUUUCACUCUUAUUUUCUCUCUUUUUCUUUUCCUCUUUGUUGUUCUCUCAUUCUCUCAUCCUAUCUGUUCUUCUUUCUCUCUCUCUCUCUUUCUCUCUCCCAGUUUCUCUCUCUCUCUCUCUCUCUCUCUCCGUGUUUGCGUGUGUGUGCCGUGUUCUUUCCACAUGGGAGAUCAAGGUUCUAUGA
Messenger RNA from Acanthosepion pharaonis, 600 nucleotides. Lineage: Eukaryota; Metazoa; Mollusca; Cephalopoda; Sepiida; Sepiidae. The record is from the annotation of a GenBank genome assembly.